CGACGAGGAACAUAAGCGUCAUCACAAAAAUGACAAAACUGCCCGAAAAUUUCUGAAUGAUAAACAAGUUAUUUCCAAGUAUGGUGAAUCAUUUAACUCGAAAAAUCGCACAAGUAACUUCAGAAUUCCUAAGUGGAAAAUCAUCCAAACCAAUCUAGGCAAUAUUUUUAAAAAUAAUUUGAUUAAAAUAGUAAAAAAAUUGAAAAGAAAAGUACGAGGGAGAAGAUGGACGCAAGAGAGGGAGCCUUCGAAGUGGUUGUGGCACGAAGAUAAACAGAAACCAUCUAGCGAACCCAAGACGAUGAUCUGCCGAUUCAACAACAUACCAUUCUUCACAAUGCGUCGCGCCCUGAUAACUCUGGGAAUAUUUGCAGUGGUGUUCACGCUCUACCUCCUCGUCUGCUGCCUACACCGACGAUACCAUCUGGGCAGACGGCUCUAUCACGAAUCAACAACCGAGCAGAUGAAGAGAUCAGAUGGGUUUGAUGUGUAUCAGUCGAAGGGCAGCAAACGUCACCAGCUGCUGAGGAGGCAGCUUGGAAUGUCGAAGUCCGAGAUGUCCAAGCGAAAAAACAAACCUGAUCAGACGCCUAAACAAAGUUCCAAGAAUUUUCGAACGAAGCAGUUCGAAGAGGCGACACCUCAGCAGAAACAAAUAGAACUAACUGAACUAACGAAAGAAACAAACUCAGCCCAGCAACUACCACCUUCAUCCCAGCAAGAAUUUGAACCGCCACCAACAAAACAUGAGUCGCAAGCACAACAAUCACAACGACCUCAACAGCAGCCAGAAGAAUGGCAAAAAAGCAAAUCAAUUCUACAAAAUCAAAAGCAGGAUAAAAAAGAGGAUCAUUCCAAGGCGCAACUCGAUCGACACUCAAGCUUUUACCGAAUCAGAGAAAAAUUUGCGAAAGACAAAAAGAAACAAGUGGCUUCCCAAAAAAAUUCACCAACGAAUCCUCAUCCCUCUCUCAGAUCUUCCAUUUCAGAACACAACGGCUUCUUCAUCGCCAAAGACUCCCAGUCCCAAGCCUCUUUCUACAGUAGUACAUCAGAACUAUCAGGGAUAAGCCAACCAACAAAAAAGCAAAAACGGAUCCCCUUCGGGUUCUCCAAUCUUUUCAGAAGCUCAAAAUUGAAAGCCAAAAAUUCGAAAAUUAUUAGAGAUGACCUGGGACAGUCAGUAUCACUAACGGUCAAUCCGUCAACUAGACUGACCCAAUCACCAACGAGGGAUGUUCAACAUUCCGAAAGUCAAAAUAAAUUACACGCGAAACCAGUCUAACUUAUCCAGUCAAAUCUCAUAAUCAUUAACAUCAUCAUCAUCCGUCAUUAUCGUUAUCACACCGAUAUUAUCAUCAUUUCCACUUCUGAAACAACCAUAAUUAUCAUCGAUUAAAAUAUCAUCCCAACUGACCAAAUGUAUCUGACCUUCAUCACUCCGUAGCAAAUACUUCAACCACAAUAAAUGAGUGGUGUAGACUGAAAUUUUUUGUGAAGGAGUGGAAUUUUUUUUAAAUUUUGAAUAUUUUUUUUUGUUUUUUUUUCACGUUUUUAAAAGUGUUUUUUGUACAUUUUUCUUAAAAUUUUACCGUUGUGGUCUAAAACUGAAACAAUU
Messenger RNA from Helobdella robusta, 1618 nucleotides. RefSeq lists its product as hypothetical. NCBI's taxonomy places the organism in Eukaryota, Metazoa, Annelida, Clitellata, Rhynchobdellida, Glossiphoniidae. The transcript is spliced from 4 exons. The record is from RefSeq and is a predicted model, not a curated record. Bases 302 to 1285 code for a protein of 327 amino acids.